Molecule: messenger RNA, 1232 nt
Organism: Durio zibethinus
Lineage: Eukaryota; Viridiplantae; Streptophyta; Magnoliopsida; Malvales; Malvaceae
Source: RefSeq, a predicted model, not a curated record
UUAUAAUUUAUUAUUCAUUUUGAUUUAGAAAUCUUAAAGUUUUAGUAAAAAAGAAAUAUGGUUAUUUGGUAUAUUUCAAGCAAAGAAUUUAGUUCUGCUAGUUAUUUUUCUAAAUAUACCCACUUUUUUCUCUAGCUCUCCCCCGAUGUGUUCAACAUAUAAGUGUUCUUUUUGCGUGGAUUGGGUCAUGAAUCUGGGCAAAUCUUGUCUGAUUGGAUUAAGCUUGAAAGCCUGUUGAGUCCAUUGGAGUGACUAAAGUCCAUCCAUAGAAAAUGAAACCAGGGUUUUUAAAAAAAUUGGGACUUGGGUUUGGAGCUGAGCUUAUUUGGUUGAUUGAAAGUGGAGAUAUACAAGGAAUGGCGAGUGGUUUUGGGGAACCAACAAGCAUACCACCCCCAAGUCCGUCUUGCUCGGGUAGUAAUAAUGCUAAUGAUGCUGGUGAUUUUGAAUGCAAUAUUUGCUUCGAAUUAGCUCAAGACCCAGUUGUCACUCUUUGUGGUCAUCUCUUCUGUUGGCCAUGCCUGUACAGAUGGUUGCACCAUCAUUCGCAUUGUCAAGAAUGCCCGGUUUGCAAGGCCCUCAUACAAGAGGAAAAACUCGUUCCUCUCUAUGGCAGGGGCAAAAACCAGACUGAUCCGCGAUCAAAAUCAUAUCCGGGCAUGGAAAUCCCAAACCGCCCUGCUGGGCAAAGACCGGCAACCGCUCCUCCCCCGGAAACAAAUCAGUUUGCCAAUUAUGGGUUUGGACUAAUGGGGGGUUUUGUUCCAAUGGCAACUGCUAGGAUUGGUAACUUUACGAUGGGUUUUGGAGGCCUAUUGCCAUCUUUGUUUAAUAUUCAGUUUCAUGGAUUUCCAGAUGCUACUGUGUAUGGAACAACUUCAGGAUUCCCUUAUGGGUUCAAUACAGUUCAUAGUGGUCAUGCUCAAGGGUUUCCCCGGCCAACAACUCGAGGACGGCAGGCAGACAAUGUUUUGAAGAAUCUUCUUUUGUUCGUUGGGUUCUUUGUGGUCCUUGCUCUGCUUUGUUGGUGAAAUAGUUUGACAUUUAAGCUCAGCCGGUGCUGGUUAUUUAGUUUCUGUGCCUGUAAAAAUGCAUACUGGGUUGGCAAUUAUGUUUUGGCUUGGGAAAAGUUGUCUAUAUGAUACUUUGUCAUUUUUGUCUCAUUUAGCAUCAGCAACAACUUGUCUUAAUUUCUCUUUCUGAAACAAAAACUAGUGAAGGUUUUUUUCUUA